Messenger RNA from Uloborus diversus, 1302 nucleotides. RefSeq lists its product as uncharacterized. The record is from RefSeq and is a predicted model, not a curated record. Lineage: Eukaryota; Metazoa; Arthropoda; Arachnida; Araneae; Uloboridae. The transcript has a single exon. Bases 1 to 1302 code for a protein of 433 amino acids.
AUGCGCCUGAAAAUUCUUCUGUGGGGGCUUUUACUUCUCGGCGUUCUUUUAACUAAUGCAAAUGCAGCAUCAACGUCAAAACCAGCAACGAGAAGAACCAGCAAAACCACAACGAAAUCAGAAACUUCAGCUACUACGUCGGCCACAACGACAACGCGCGUAACGUCUUCAAAGCCAAGAACUCGCCCAAAAAAUUCAAAAAGAACAACAACAACAACUACUCCUGCAACACCUGAACCUACUGUGAGCCAAAUUAUCAAACUGCAAUCAGGAUUAACAACUUCAGCAGCAAAGAAGAAACAAAAAGUUUCGACUACAACUACUUCAACAAUAUCACCUAUAUCCACCACUGUAACUCAGCCAACAAAAAGACCUUCAGGGUCGAGACGAAAAACUACCAAAUCUACUCCAACAACCACUCCAUCUUCUGCCAGUUCUACUACGGAGUCGAUUAACACUUUGAACAGUUCUUCAUCCUCAUCGCCAAAGAGAAAGCAAAAUACGAGACCCACUUCAACAACUACUUUAUCUCCGAUUGAGAUCAUGAAUCGAUUAUAUCAAGCUCAUGGUUUAGCUCCCGUAGCCCCGCACAGACCACGCCCGCACUCAUCGCAUUCGUCCUCAUCUACAACUAAGAAAAAGCAAGACUACCAGGCGCAAUCAUCAAUAGAUGAUAUCUAUCGUCUGCACAGCAUGGCAAUGGCUCAGGCUACCCAUAGUAACAAAGAUAAAAAAGGGUCCGAAAGUAGUAACUCGAAUAAGGUGUCUGAUUCUUCGUCAAGCUCCAAGAACCAAUACUCUUCUGGCCAUUCGUCUCACUAUUCAUCGCAUUCUGAAAGCAUCUAUCAACAGCAUUCCUCCUUACCUUCGUCAAUGCAUCAUAUCAUGUCUCAGCAUUCCUCCUCGCAUAGCUCCAGACCUCAAAAGACGGUGAACCCACCCUCACAGGAAAACUCAGCCUCUUCCCCCUUGUCGACCUUCAUGCAACCUCUUCUUAAACAACUGACCCCUGUUGGGGCCGGAAUAAGUGUCGUCUUAGCCCCUCUCCUGCUCUUUAAUGGAUUUCUAACUUUCUUCAGUAACAUGAGCAGAUUUUUGAACAAUUUUGCUCAAACCAUUCUUCCUGUCAGACGUCCCGUAGGUCAAUCUACACAAGAUCAAAACCAAUAUUUUCAAAAUCUCGGCCCAGCUCAACUGAAAAGACAACCGAGAGACUGGCUUGAACAUCUGCAAAGUAUUAAAGACUUCCAAGAACUGACUGAUCUGAUUUUGAAAGCAAUCCACGAAGCUGAAACACACUAA